GAUAAAGUUUUAUUGUCUCGCGGGAGCGCGCCCGGCAGACGGGCUCUCCGGCGGCCCUGGCCGAGGGAGAGGAGUUGCAUGUGUCCCUUCAGCUGGCGGUAGCAGCGGGAGCGGAGGCGGUGGGGGCUGUGCGAUCGCCUGGGUACGACCCCUUGUGCCUUUCCCGCCUCCGAGAAGCUUGUAGAGAGCGUGGGGGAAGCUGAGGUUUGUGAAAUGGCUGCUGACAUUUCUGAAUCCAGUGGAGGUGAUUGCAAAGGAGACCUGAGGAACAGUGCCAAGUUAGAUGCUGAUUAUCCGCUUCGAGUUCUUUAUUGUGGAGUCUGUUCAUUACCAACAGAGUACUGUGAAUAUAUGCCUGAUGUUGCUAAAUGUAGACAAUGGUUAGAGAAGAAUUUUCCAAAUGAGUUUGCAAAACUUACUGUAGAAAAUUCACCCAAACAAGAAGCUGGAAUUAGUGAAGGUCAAGGAACAGCAGGGGAAGAAGAGGAAAAGAAAAAACAAAAGAGAGGUGGAAGGGGUCAAAUAAAACAAAAAAAGAAGACUGUACCACAAAAGGUUACUAUAGCCAAAAUUCCCAGAGCAAAGAAGAAAUAUGUAACAAGAGUUUGUGGUCUUGCAACUUUUGAAAUUGAUCUUAAAGAAGCACAAAGAUUUUUUGCCCAGAAAUUCUCCUGUGGUGCCUCGGUAACAGGGGAGGAUGAAAUCAUCAUUCAGGGAGACUUUACAGAUGACAUCAUUGAUGUCAUUCAGGAAAAAUGGCCAGAGGUGGAUGAUGACAGCAUCGAAGAUCUUGGAGAAGUGAAGAAGUGAUUUUAAAAAUUUGUCUGUAUUCAACGAUCUGAACAGAGAGUUGAUAUGGCCAAAGGGAGAGAGGCCUUUGAAAAUAUAUAUAUAUUUAUCCUACAGUAAAACUGUAGACUGCCCUUGUCCUUGGUAUUUUCACUGUUCUGUAUAAGGCUGCUUGUUUUUUUAUUGCCAAAGUCUAAUAAACAGGGAGGACCGUCAUGCUCAUAUGCAUGAGAUAGAACUUAGUCAAAUAAAAAAUUUUGAUCAUUAGGUACUGACUUUUCUCUUUCUCUUUUUAACUUUUUAUUUUUGGAAAGACACUGUAAACUUUUUGUGGGAAACAUUUCUGUUGAUAAUUUUACUGAUCUAAAGCUGAGUGAUUUUUUAAAACAGAAUUUGAAUUUGGUUUCCUCAACCAUAAUAUGUCUCCUUGCUUCUUUGGUGUGAUAAUAUUGAGGUGGGUGAAAAUCUAAUAGAUUUGUGGUUGAAUUUACUUCAUUAUUACCAACAAAGACCACUUUGUGGGCACAAUAACAUACUGUUGGUGGGAGUCGUUCAAGCUAUUCUGGAAAUUAUUUGGUAAAGUAUAUUAAAAGCCUUAAAACCACGUGCACUAUUAGACCCAGUAAGCCACUUCUUUGACAUUAUGCUAAAGUAAUAAUGACUCUUGCAUAAAACUGUGGAUGAGGGUGUUCAUCACAAUGUUAUUCAUAAUAUCAAAAAAUUGCAAGUAAUAUAAAUGAACAGUUGAGAAAUGGUUAAAGAAGUGAUGGUGCAUCAUGUGGUAGAAUAUUAUGCAUAUAUUUAAAAAUCAUAUUUUCCAAGGAAACUUGGAAACAUGUUUGGUAAUGGUAAGUGGGGGUAAACUCCAAAUCCAUUUUAGACGUUCAUUAUUAUCAUUGUUCUGAGUGGAAGGAUGUUCAGAGACACUGGGAGUUGUUCUGGCUAUAAAUUAUGUGAGUAAAAUUCGACUAACCAGGGCCGAGCCCGUGGCGCACUCGGUAGAGUGCUGCGCUGGGAGCGCGGCGACGCUCCCGCCGCGGGUUCGGAUCCUAUAUAGGAAUGACCGGUGCACUCACUGGCUGAGUGCCGGUCACGAAAAAACGACAAAAAAAAAAAAAAAAUUCCACUAACCAAUUAAAAAUAAUAUGCACCUUACUGCACCGUACUAGCCAGCCACCAAAAAACCCAAAAAACAAAAAAUAUGCACCUUACUCAAUAUAUAGUCUGUGAAUUAGAAACUGAAACAUAUCUUUCUCACAGGAGAAAGAGUGACAAUUUUAAUGAAUACAUUAGAUAAAUUUAGACUUUGUUUUAAGUCAGGUGCUGCAAAUUGAAAAGAAGCUUGUAUUUUAAAUUGCUAUAGACACCUUUAAGAAACUUAGAACUCAUGAAACCAUUGUUUAUUGCCUUGAAAAUUACAAUCAAAUGAAUGUUUUAAAAAGAUAAUUAAAAGUCUUAGAAAAAUAUGUAAUAAAAAUGUAGAUUUAAAAAGAUUCUGUAUAAAGUGUGAAUUUUACUAAAUAAGAUUACCUAGUGAAGCAAAUUUACCCAUCAAGACCAUUUGGUGUGUGUUAAUGUAUGUAUUUUGUUGGUGCUGGAAGAUGUCCAUGUAUUAACACAUGUGACUUCAUGUAAACAUUCUUAAUGUUCACAGUUGUUGGCAAAUGCAGUUUCAGUCCAUAUAUAGCCGGCAAUGGAUGUUUCUGCAGGAAAAUGCAGAAUUAAAAUUGUCUUUGCAUAUAA
Molecule: messenger RNA, 2532 nt
Organism: Cynocephalus volans (Philippine flying lemur)
Lineage: Eukaryota; Metazoa; Chordata; Mammalia; Dermoptera; Cynocephalidae
Gene: DENR
Product: density regulated re-initiation and release factor
Exons: 8
Coding region: 214-810 (198 amino acids)
Biological process (GO): translation reinitiation; formation of translation preinitiation complex
Molecular function (GO): mRNA binding; translation initiation factor activity
Source: RefSeq, a predicted model, not a curated record